GGCAAUUUAGGCGUUGCGCUACUGUCCUAUUACAAUGAAUGACUCCCGUGUGCAGGUUGGGGUAAAGAAACUCCCUAUGCACCUACAAAGUUCCCAGAAUCGUUUGCUCAUUAAAGGAGGGAAAGUAGUCAAUGAUGAUCGUAUGUUUACUGCUGAUAUAUAUAUUGAAGAUGGGGUUAUUAGACAAGUAGGUAAUCAGCUUUCGAUUCCAGGGGGAGUCAGAAUCAUUGAUGCAUCAGGAAAGAUGGUCAUCCCAGGUGGUGUUGAUCCUCAUACAUGCUUUGAUUCCUCUUGUUUUGGUUUGAAUACAUCAGAUGAUUUUUAUUCUGGCACGAGAGCAGCACUUGCUGGUGGAACUACUACAAUAAUCAAUUGUAUUGUACCUACAAACAUUUCACUUUUGGAUAUGUAUGAAAAGUCCCGUCAAACAGCAGAUUCCAAAGCGUGUUGUGACUAUGCGAUGCACUUUAUCUUAUCCCAGUUCGACUCCAAAAUAUCCAAGGAAAUGGAACUACUAGUCAAAGAAAAGGGAGUGAAUUCUUUUAGGGUUUUUUUGUCAAAUACAAACGACAUGUUAGUAGACGACGGUGAUUUCUUCGAAAUCGCUAAGCGGUGUAGAGAUCUUGGUGCUGUUCUCCAAGUUCAUGCAGAGAAUGGAAAAUUAGUUAGGAUACUAGAGUCGAAAAUAUACAAUGACGGUAUUACUGGCCCAGAGGGUUACUUGUAUUCACACCCAGAAAUGGCGGAGAUUGAAGCUACACAUCGAGCGCUUUCUUUAGCUGAUGCUGCUGGUUGUCCUCUAUAUAUUCUACAAGUCACUAGUCCGAAAGCAGCAGAUCAAAUAUCAGAAGCUCGUUGGAAUGGAAAUGUUGUUGUAGGUGAAACAUUAGCCGCUGCACUGGGUGCUGAUGGUACUCAUUAUAAGAAUAGUUGCUGGCGUCAUGCUGCGGGAUAUGUUCUGUCUCCUCCACUAAGAGUUAAUCCGAAUACUUCAGAUAAGUUGGUGCGUUACGUCUCCACUGGGGUUCUAGAAUGUACUGCUAGUGGCCAUUGUGCUUUUAAAACUGAACAGAAAGCUUUGGGAAAGGACGAUUUCCGAAAAAUCCCUCCUGGAGUCAAUGGAGUAGAAGAUCGAAUGUCAGUUGUUUGGGAGAAAGGAGUGAUGUCUGGUUUUAUAGACCCAUGCAAGUUUGUUGCUGUGACUAGUACAAAUGCCGCUAAAGUCUUUAAUCUCUAUCCACAAAAGGGAAGGAUCGAUGUUGGAAGUGAUGCUGAUUUGGUUAUCUGGGAUGGUGAUGCAACUCGCACAAUAUCAGCAAAAAAUAACCACGAAAAUGUUGAUUUCAACAUAUUUGAAGGUCUUCAGUGCCAUGGCGUACCUGUAGUCGUGGUCACUGCUGGUCGGGUUGUUCUGGAGGACGGAGAACUUAGAGUAACUCAGGGUGCAGGUCGUUUUGUACCGGCUUUACCGUUUUCACCGUAUAUUUUUGAGAGAACAAAAAGACUGGUGCUGAUGCGUUCCGUCAAACCUAUAAUUCGUGAUUCGUAUACUGGUCCUGUGUCCACAGAAUUCACUAUUCCAAUGAAAGAUUCUAUCGUCAAUAAUGGUACAGAAAAAGUCUCAGUGGGGUCUGAUGCUGAUGGCUUGCGCCCUCGUUCACCUACACGUUCGGGUGGUCGGAAUAUGCAAGAAUCCAGUUUCUCUCUGAGUGGUAGGUUUAUUUAGAAAACAUUCCAGUCAUAGAAUUAUCCUUAAACGUUAUUCGUUUCAGUUUUAUAACAGGCAAGGACGUGUAACAUUCAUGUUGAGCUAUUCAUGAAACAACUAAAAGUGAUUAGGUUGAUUGAUGGGAGUAAAAUUAAAAUUUAUAGUAAUAAUAACGAACGGUAAACUACUUGAGAAAGUAAUAUUUUAAGACUCAGACGGCAAGUUCAUGUCUUAUUUGGGUAUCUCCUUGGCCCAAAAGAUUAUGAUCUAGAACAUAGAGUCAGAGAUUAGGAAAUUCGCAGAAUGAACAACUGCGAUUCGCUGUUAUCUUGAUAUUGUUCAUUCGGGGUGUGAAAUUUUAUAAGCAGUAAACCGAAUAUGGUCCAUAAAUCAUUGGGUUAUUUGUUGAUCUGAUGAAUAAACUGAUCAAGUCCUAUGCAUAUAUCCGAUUCUAAAAGCUACAAUGUAGUCCCAUAUUAAUAUGACGCACACGUUAAGUGAAUUAAUGCUUGAUGAUCAUACAAAUCAAUAAAAUUAGAGUAAGGAGCAGUCAAGUAGUUAUCUAAAAGCCUGAAUACAAAGCUCUUUAACGUGUAAUAUCGUUGUCACGCAUACUAUUACUUAGCCUGAAAAGUCUAGCAUAAAUCCAAAUCCUUGACUUGAUGGUCGAAAUAUCAAAUACAAACUAUCAAGUCACAAAUAAUUGUUGUAAAGCGUCAAUUUAUGUUAAUACACUAUGAAAUGUGUGAUCAGUCUAUCUGCAAACCUUUGAAAAAUUACUUGAUUCAACUCUACCAAUCAUAAUUUACCAUUGUAACUGCAAGGUCCAGUUUGUGACUGACGCCAUUGUGUCUAGUAGCACCUUCAAAGAAUUAGUGUUGUAGGCUGUAAUAGUGGGAUAGUGAAGUGCAUGAUGUGAUGCUGUUGGCUGAGUUAAACAAUUAAGAGCUAGAGAUAGCCAUGUGAACCGCGUUAGAAACAAGAUUCAACUCAGGUUUGUAAAAUUUCAAUUUCAGUUGAACUAGUGAAAUAGCCAAAUAAAACCAUUAGUCACAUAUUUAGUGGAAUACUAUAUUACAUGCACAUAUACGACGAUUAGAAAGAUUGCAUUGUAAUAUCUCUAGUGUUAUAUAUUUUCUAGUCUUUAUGGAUCAAGUAUCGAGUAUAAAUUAUAUAGUAGUCUUACAGAUGAGAACGUUUCACCAUUGGUGAUAACUUUGUUGCAUGACGUAACAACUCGAUUUUAUUGUGUAAAACUAAAUAUAAACAUAAUUGUACAAAACUAAUAGAUAACAUCUUCGAGAGGAGUUUCUUCGCUGAACCGUCUUCAUUUUGUUUAAAUAAAUAUUGGUUACAUGGAUAAUACCAUAAUGUCAAGACGUUUGAACGGAAAAAAUUUUCCUCGACGAUUUCGUUUACUACGAACAAUUAUGUUGUGGUGUGUGCUACUAAUGUCGACAGACACAAGUAGUAUGUAUCAUCUAUCAAACGUGAUGAUUUUACAUUUGGUUGUCCCGCCUGGUGUACUCGUUUACUACAAUGUAGCUAACUGAAAUAUCGAAACUACAAAGAUUUAAGACCCAUCUACUUUUAGCAUACUCACGUUAAUGUAUGACUAACAAAAUAUAUAUGAAAGACUAUUGAAUAUAGAAAAAGUCUAUUUAUAUUAACUUAGAAAAACUUCAGGCACUAAAAUUAUAGUUUAUUGUCAGUUGAUUCAAUAAGGAAAAUACUCUUUUUUGCUUACAUCUGCGACUGCGUAUUUAAAGUUAGUGAGGUAACGUUCUGGCUAUUUUAUUGGUUUUUGGACUUUUCAUUUCUUGUGAGGUGUUAUAUUCGACUUUUGACAUCUUUUUUAGGCGCUCAGUACGACGAUAGGCGUCCGAUUCGCACGGGGAUUCGAACCAAACAACCUCCGGGUGGGGCGUCAAAUGCCUUAUGGUAGAUAUUCAUUAAUAAGUCUUGUAUAUCAAAAGUUUGGAGCUCAACAUCAGCGACACUACAUAAUCAACAUGUAUUUACUGAAAUUGUUUAAGAUACACCUGGUUCUUUAUUAUAUGUGCUCACAGCCCAAAUUAUAUGUAGCUUCGUUGAAAAACUUGAUCGUUAUCCUAGUUAUGGUUGUUUAUCAAUUCAAAUAUAAUACGCUACUUCAUAAAAAUAUUAAUUACU
Molecule: messenger RNA, 3880 nt
Organism: Schistosoma intercalatum
Lineage: Eukaryota; Metazoa; Platyhelminthes; Trematoda; Strigeidida; Schistosomatidae
Source: the annotation of a GenBank genome assembly